GCUCACGUUACACUCACUCGUUUGAAGAUCAGGUACCGACUCGGUGACCGAUUUCGCUCGUGGAAGCGCGGGUUUUAUCGUUGGCGGAUGCCCCCUCGCGAUUUUCGACACUCGUCACCAGUUUCGUUCGCGGACGGCAGCCUUGAUGCUGGAACGAAGCAAUCGUACGGAAUUCCUUGCUUGUUCUUCUCAAUUGGACUAGACUGGAGCCGACAGCGUUCUCUCUUCUUAAUCGUUUUUUUUUAAAUUACUAACCUCGUCGGUAUACGUGAGUUCUUUACUCAAGUACCAUAGCAUUAAAUCGCGAAUUUCCUUCGACUCGACGAAUUCUUGAGUAUAUUAUUAUUUGUUAUUAUUAUUCAUAAUCCUUGCCUUUUGGCUUAGGAUGGCUUCCGGUUUACAUUUCCUCUUAUUUUCUUUAUCUCUUAAAUAUAUUUCGUAAAUCUCGAAUUCUUGAGUAUACACGUAUACUCAUAAUAAAUAGAUUAUCGAGUAUAUUAUUUAAGAAUGCUUUUCAGUAAUUCUAGGAUGCCUGUUCAUUGAUAUUUAGGUAUAAAAAUAAGCUCGAUCGCGUUCCGAUGUUAUGGUGGAGCAUUUUUCACGGAAACCGAGGGGGACUUGCUAUAAUACGGUAUUUUUAUACUUACAUUACCGUGCAUAAGUAUUUGGACACUACCAAAUUAUCGCAGAUAUGUAAAUUAUGCUUCAAAUGCUACUCUGAUCUAAUUUCCACUUUUCAUUCUAUCUCAAUAAAAAUAAAACAGCAAUAAUCGAAGGCGAAUGAAAAUUAGUUCUGCAGGGCAGUUCUACCUCAGCUAAGUGAUUUUAAACGUGUCUUUUCAAUCUUGUUUCUUGCCACGUUUUAUAUAAAAGUUAUUUACAAAUAAACAAUGCUAGAUCCGAUAAAAUAAUGAUAAAUAAUAAAUCUAUUAUAUAGAUUUUAUGAAGUGUCAACUAUUCAUUGUAGAUAAAUACGAACCUUGAGUAACGUAGCUAUAUUCUUUGUUCGAGUUUAAAUUUAGCAGACCAUUUGAUCGCAGUUAUUGCAAGAAGCGUAAAGUUAACAGUAAGGGAACAUUCUGCUAUUAUAACGUUGAAAAUGUAAUAAAAAUAUCGACUCUUUGGUCGGAUUGCACCAACUGUCCAGAUAUUUAUAUAUGGUAGUGUAUACUUAUGAUAACAUUAUUUUUGACAAACUUUAUCGUACAAACGAUCGUUCGAUUUACGAAUUAGAAAGAUAACAUGCUUUAAGACACAACGAGAUAGAAGGGAGAACAGUUGACUCUGUUACACACUGUACACGAUACUCAAUUAGGAUAAAGAAUACACGCAAUGAGAAUAAAACUGAACUGAUAGGAAAACGAAAAAUUUUGAUCGUGCAUUCGCGCCGGAGAGUAUCUUCUGUUUCCGGCUACGUCUUCCGGAAACCCGUCGGCGCGGUCGUGCUGGGAAAUUUGAACGAGGUUUAAUACCAAAAAGAAAAAAAUCUACCGGUGCUCUGCUCAGUAAACAAAAAUCGACGAGCAAAGCAAAGAUAACGUCUCCACAAUAAGUGUUCGCGAUUCGAUAAGAUUGUUCUCCUUGGUCUCUGGUAAAAAAAAAAGUUCUUUGAACCAACGCCGGGCGGGACAUUAGAGAAAUUGGCUUCCUUUCUUAACAAGUUCUGGUUUAAGGUGUGUGAAAAUGCCGGAUACUAAGGCAAUUGCACAGCUGACAAUCACAACGUGAGCGGUUGUUCGUUUCGCGGAUCAUCCGGGGGAUAAUGAUUACAGAACAGACCUGGAGCAUGAUGCUGGACAGUGAUGUCGCGGGCAUCAAUGAGUUGAGUAUUUCCCCGAGGAAACAAUUAUGGAUCAAGGCUGUGAAGAAACUAACUUCCGAGAGGCUGGGGAGGGAAGGAUUGGCGGCCUGGGAGGACCGGAAAUCCAACAACGAUCCGGAAGUUCCAGACAUCAAUGAAACAACCGAUCCAACCGAGGAUGCGGACAUUUCUACCGACCCGGACGUGGCUCUUGCUGAUCAGCCUGUUGAUGCAGAAUCUCAAGCGCAGCGAGAUGUUUUCAAGAAAGGCGUACUCUAUAAGGGAAUAUUUUGUCCAUCGCUUUCGAACAGCUUCCACAGCAAACAGCUCGAGACGUCCUACCUUCAUUACUCGAAUCGUCAACGGCAGAAAUCAUUGAUCAUGCUGAAUAUCGUCGAUCUUAGCUUAAAGAUUAUUCUUAUGGCGAUAUGGCUGUGGGAAAGAGACGAGAACAGCGGCGGCCUGAUCGAAUCGUUGUCUUGGGCGAUCUGCUGUAUGAUAGCGAACUUGGUGGUUUGCGUUCUUGGCUGGUGGCGGUGUUUCUCCAAUAAUUAUUUAUACUGGGCUUCCAUAUUCACUUGGUUACUGAUCAAUUCUCAAGGUUUUAUAGGAGCUGGUCUAGAUUUCUCUAGUCAACAACGUCUUAUGUGGUACAUUUUGUUUGUCGUGUAUGCGCCGUAUGCCAUGCUGCCGUUACCUUUGAGAUGGUGUGUCCUUGCCGGUUACGGGACAGCUUUAACUCACAUGGUGAUGGCGGGAAUAACUUUAUUACGAGAUCCCACAUAUCUGCAUGAUGUCACGUGCAUAGUUCGAAUGCUAACAACCAACGUCCUUCUUUAUCUUGCAAUGAAUCUAGCUGGCAUGUACACUAAGUAUUUGACAGACAGAGGACAGAGACAGGCUUUCCUGGAAACGCAUAGAUCCAUGGAAACCCGGCAACGAACUCAAAACGAGAAUAAUCGACAAGAGAAGUUGCUCCUUUCCGUUUUACCAGAUUUCGUGGCUAAGGAAAUGAUCCGUGAUAUCGCUCGUGAGACUGCACGAGGUGGAACAAUCUCUUUUACACCUAAUCAAUUUCAUAGAAUAUAUAUCCAUCGCUACGAAAAUGUGAGCAUACUUUUUGCUGACAUCAAAGGUUUCACUGCUUUGGCCAGCCAAUGUAGUGCUCAAGAGCUCGUUAAAGUGUUAAACGACUUGUUCGCACGUUUCGACAAGCUCUCUGCAGAAAAUCAUUGCUUACGUAUUAAAUUACUUGGGGAUUGUUAUUAUUGCGUUUGCGGACUGCCGACUCCUAGAAGCGACCAUGCUCAUUGCUGCGUCGAAAUGGGCUUGCACAUGAUUAAAGCAAUAAGAGAUGUGCGGUAUACAACAAAGGUUGACCUAAAUAUGAGAAUAGGAAUUCAUAGUGGCUCGGUACUGUGUGGCGUACUUGGACUUCGAAAAUGGCAAUUCGAUGUCUGGUCUUACGAUGUAACGCUGGCCAAUCAUCUUGAAAGUGGAGGCAUACCAGGGAGAGUACAUAUUUCGGAGGAUACUUUGAACUGUUUAAAUGACGUGUACGAAGUGGAGCCAGGAAACGGAACCGAGAGGGACAAUUACUUAAAAGAGAGAAAUGUGGUAACGUACUUAAUCAAACAGGUGGAACCUUUGAGAUGCAGACGUCGAUAUUCUUCACGACCUAAGAUAUGGACCGAGGAGGAUGCAAGUAAAAGUAAAAAGAGCUUCAAAUUGAACAAUCCAUUAGCUGCAAACAGUAGCGCUCCGAACUCAUCCACGGACGACGACAUUGGAGUGGAUUGGACACCGGAAAUACCAUUCGAAAACUUGAAUACUGCGACGUCAGUCACCAAUUUGGAGUCAGAGUACCUCGAGGAAGAGAAUGGAUCCGCGAAAAGUAACAAGGUUGCGUCUGCUACAUCCGCUGAGAAAUUGAAGGCGGCAGGCCUUGAAACUGCAAGUAACAAGCGUAUGAGGUUGGCGAACAUAAAUGCUUGGACUUUGCGUUACAAUGACGAAAGCCUGGAAUCAAAGUUCGGCCAAUUGCGCGAGGAUAUGUUUAAAUCCAACAUGAUUUGUUGCUUCGUCGUGUGGAUAUUCAUCGCAAUUUGUCAAGCAGUGAUAUUGCCAGACUGUAUUAUUCUUUUGGGUUCGCUGCUAUUGACGACGCUCAUACUGGUAGCAUCUUCAAUUCUGGUGAUGGCAGAAGAGUUCAAAACAUUACCAACAUAUUUGCAACACGCUUCUUCGAUGUUGGUUCACAACAAGCAGCAUCGAACGAUCUUCAUAUGUAGCGUAAUCAGUCUUAUGGCUUUAACGUCUAUAGUCGGUGUCCUGGCGUGUCCAACGUCGAUUCGACAAUAUCCUGAAGCUUUGGAACUUCAGCAGCAGCCAUUAAUGAACCCAACACUGCAACCAGAACGACUAGUAGCACCGACUGCUGGUCUCGACCAGUUCAUCUUGACGUUUCUGGAAGCGGCCCUUCGCGAUGAGCCUUCAGAAGAGCAGAAAGAUGUUUCUUCGAAAGAAAAUCAAACUGCACCGCAUGGUUCUAAUAACGUUGAUAUGGAACUGACAAGAAUCCUCAAUGACAGGGCCAGUCUGGUGAAAGGUCGAGGAAGAAAAGAGUUUUUCAGGUUCUAUAGAUACGAACAACGCCACCGACUUGUGUUUGGAAGGCAUUAUAGAAGAUUUGCUUGUAAUCGUAGGGACGAAGACGUCGUUUUGAGGAAAAUGUCAUCAACACCGGAAACGGAAGUUCAAGCGGAACCUAUGUAUUCGUUGGAUUACGAUGAUGACAUCGUUUUGGGGACUACCUGUGUACGACCGGAAUACAUUGUGUUCACAUGGAUCUUAUGCCUGAUUGCGUUAGCCUCUGCACUGAAAUUGUAUUAUUUAGUGAAAACGGCAUUGGCCACGAUCAUCGUGUCCGUUUACGCCGUGCUGAUUCUCGUAGUCUGCAAGGACUUUUUUUCGAUCCCUGACGAGGAGAAGGAUGCAGCAACGAUACCUCUCUCGGCACAAAUGCUCACGUUUAUGUUAGUAUUCCUGGUAAUGGUUACGUAUCAUGGUAGAUUAGUAGAAGUAACGUCCAGAUUAGAUUUCCUUUGGAAACAACAGGCUGAGAGGGAGCUAAGUGACAUGAUUGAAUCUCGACAUAAUAACAUGCAGUUGUUGAAGAAUAUCUUACCUGACCACGUAGCCCAUCAUUUUUUAACACAAGAAAGAGCACCAGAGGAAUUGUAUUCUCAGUCGCGUGACAUAGUUGGAGUGAUGUUUGCUAGUGUACCGAAUUUCACAGAAUUCUAUUCAGAAGAUGUUAAUAAAGGAAUGGAAUGUAUACGUUUACUGAAUGAAAUCAUUGCUGAUUUCGACGAACUUCUGGAUGAGAAUCGGUUUCAUUGCAUUGAAAAGAUAAAGACAGUCGGAGCAACUUACAUGGCAGCUUCUGGUCUCAAUCCUUCUCAGAAUGAUAAUAACAAGGAUAACAUGGAGCAUUUGUGUAGAUUAGUGGAUUAUGCAGUAGCCAUGCGACUUCGUCUUGAGGAUGUGAAUAUACACUCUUUUAAUAAUUUCGACUUAAGAGUGGGCAUCAGCUGCGGCCCAUUGGUAGGCGGUGUGAUCGGUGCUCGAAAGCCUGUAUUCGAUAUUUGGGGCAACACUGUAAACUUGGCUUCCCGCAUGGACUCUACAGGCGUUAUGGGGAAAAUACAAGUCCCGCAGGAUAUUGCUAGGUUUUUGGAAUCGAGAGGAUAUCAAACUCAGAAAAGAGGACUUAUUGAAGUUAAAGGGAAAGGGACGAUGGAGACGUAUUUCGUAUUGGGCAAGGGAAGUCUACAACAAGAAGGCACGACUAAGCACACAACAAGAUGCCGAAGUCUUGCAGCAGUUGUUUAUGGUGUCGUUCAAGCACGUCGCAAGCAAAUGCGAGCGCUUAGGAGGACAUAAGUAUUCUAUUCACAUCAGCUUUUUUUUGGUUCGUUGGUGCCUAUAGUUAUGUACAAACGAUUCACCUUCGUCAAAUUAGCAACUAACUUGUGAGAUAAGACUUAAAAUGAAUGACUACAGUAACUCUUUUAUUUUUGAAGACAAAAGAAUAUUUUUUAGAGAUCGUUUAGUUUAGAGGAAAAGAUUUCGGUAAAUUUAUUUUUCUGUGUAUUCCUUUGUCACCUUAAAAUCACUAUCGUUUUAUUACAUUAUUAAUAAUUGUCUGUUACAUUCCUUAAGAGAGCAAAUUUUAUUACUAAGAUCGUGACUGUUCUAAUUUUAAAUUUGUUUGGUAAUCAAAUAUAUUUUUUUAGAUGUUGUAUAAAAUCUGUUAAUCAUAGAGUAAUUUAAUAAUGAAAUAUAAUUAACAAAGUGAAUAACAAAAUAAUUUAAAUAUUCUUGUCUAAAAAUAUAUGUAAUAUUUCAGUCGAAUUAAUUAAUUAAUUACUAAUUGAAAUAUUUUUUUUCCUUCUAAAUAUAAGAGUUAUCAGAUAAUCCAUUUUAAGUGACUCAUCGACUAUUAGAGCUCAAAGGACGACGAACACCUGUAGUUAACAUACUACCCAAUACACUUUCUUUUUUUGUCGAAGUGUUGGAUAACAUGUUAAUUAACGUGUUUUGAUAAUAUUUAUUAUUAUUGACCAGUGUAAAUUGUAAAUUAAUUUCGUUCUGUAUUUAUAAUUGUUAACUUUUCUUUGACUCACUUCUUUCUUCUAACAACUCUAUAAAAACAUAAUUUUUACUUCCAUUCCAUUAUUUAAGAAUACUUUAUGAAUGUAACGAUAUUAUUUAUAAAAGAUUAUAAAGUAGUCUGUGAUCCAUUUUAUUUUAUAAAUGGAUAUAUUUCAAGAAGUAUUUUGAAUUAAAUAUAUAAAUACUAAAACGAGGGACAUUAAUAUUUAAGCAAAGUCAGUGAUUGAAAGCAUCAAGGACAUUUCAGGAAUUUUAUGUUCUUCUCAUAGUAAAAUUCAUUAGAAGUUUAUAUGAUUUUCAUUUUUUUGAAGAAAUCUUAAUAACAAUAUUCUUGCAACAAUAAGAGGAAUCUUGGGGAAAUAUGAAUGUCUUUGAAGUAUCCUUGAAGCUAAAACCUCCUCGACUUCUUGCUUUAAAAUUUUAACAAAUUUCACUAUCUUUCUCACUGUUACAGUGAUUGUGUUUUUAAUUCAUUGUACUUUUUAUUAUGUAUCUAUUUAUACUAGAUUAAAAUGGACCAUUUUAUAGAGGAUUAAGUUAUUUUUCUUAGCUACGAAUAUAAUCACAUAAAUGUGGCUCUUGUUUCCAGAGAACUGAAAUUCUAAUGCAUCUCUUGCAUAGGUGAAAAAUAGACUUGGCUGUAGAAUCAGUCAACACCAAGAAUAGUACCUAUCUAAGUGCAUUAAGUUUAAAAUUUUAUAUGCUGCUAUAUGUAGAAAUCUUACGAUAGACCAGUUUUACGUAUUAAUGAAUUCUUGUACAUUCUCCAUUUUUUCUGCUUCUAUUAUAUUUCUGUUCUGUAUUUACUAUAAUGAAACAAAUUCCAAUAUCUGUAAAUAUUAAUCCAACGUGUAAAGUAAAUAACAACAAAUCUGGAAAUAUAUGCAAUAAUAUAUAAAAAAUAUAAACUAAAUUAUGGAAUGACAUUGUUGACACAGUAAUAAAUAAGUUAAUAGUUAACAAGACUAAAACGAUCAAUUCAAACAUGUUACACAUAUCUGUUCUACUUUAUAAUGAACAUGACCAGGAAUUGUCACGUUUUUGUUAAAGUCCAUUGAGUGUGUUUUGAGUCUUGCAUGUAGGAAAUAAAAAAAUCUCGUAUAGCAA
Messenger RNA from Bombus impatiens (common eastern bumble bee), 7585 nucleotides. RefSeq names its product adenylyl cyclase 78C (gene Adcy8). Bases 1763 to 5746 code for a protein of 1327 amino acids. Gene Ontology annotation, cellular component: plasma membrane. Gene Ontology annotation, molecular function: adenylate cyclase activity. Lineage: Eukaryota; Metazoa; Arthropoda; Insecta; Hymenoptera; Apidae. The record is from RefSeq and is a predicted model, not a curated record. The transcript has 19 exons. Gene Ontology annotation, biological process: adenylate cyclase-activating G protein-coupled receptor signaling pathway; cAMP biosynthetic process; intracellular signal transduction.